Molecule: messenger RNA, 2690 nt
Organism: Gorilla gorilla gorilla (western lowland gorilla)
Lineage: Eukaryota; Metazoa; Chordata; Mammalia; Primates; Hominidae
Gene: ZSCAN1
Product: zinc finger and SCAN domain containing 1
Exons: 6
Coding region: 296-1522 (408 amino acids)
Source: RefSeq, a predicted model, not a curated record
GCCCGGCGUGAUCCAGCGGACCAAUGGCGGCCGCCCGCGGCGCGCAGGGUGCCGGGAUGGGGUCCGCCCGCGGCGUUGGGCGCGCUCGCCAGCCCAGGGGUCGCCAUGACCGAGCGGCCCAGGCCCGAGCGAAGCCCGCGCUCGGUCACAUGGGAGCCCGACACCAUUUGGAGGAGAUUCAGAGAAGCCCCUGAUUGCUGAUUCUGCCCGCCUGCCACACCGGCUCUGUCCGGAGCCACUGGGACUCGGGAUCCAGUCCACACACACCCCUCAGAGGGGCCCUGUGGCCAGAGAAAUGCUUCCCCGGCCCAAAGCCCCUGCCUCCCCCAGACGCCCCCAGACCCCAACCCCGAGUGAGCAGGACGCAGACCCUGGGCCAGCAAGCCCCAGGGACACCGAAACCCAGCGUCUGCGCUUUCGGCAGUUCCAGUACCACGUGGCGAGCGGGCCGCACCUCGCGCUGGGCCAGCUCUGGACGCUGUGCCGCCAGUGGCUGAGGCCCGAGGCGCGCUCCAAGGAGCAGAUGCUGGAGCUGCUGGUGCUGGAGCAGUUCCUGGGCGCACUGCCCAGCAAGAUGCGGACCUGGGUGCAGUCACAGGGCCCCCGAAGCUGCAGGGAGGCCGCCAGCCUGGUGGAGGACCUCACACAGAUGUGCCAGCAGGAAGUUCUGGUAUCUCUGGACUCGGUCGAACACCAGGACUGGAGUUUCGGUGAGGAGGAAGAUGGGAAGAGUCCAAGGUCCCAGAGAGAACCAUCGCAGGCGUCUGAGCUGAUUCUGGAUGCAGCGGCAGCAGCCCCAGCACUCCCCGAGGAAAGUGAGUGGCUGGAGACUACCCAGCUCCCGCAGAGUCUGCACACCAGGGCGGAGGCCGAGGUGCCCCGCGCCCCUGGCUUGCUGGGGUCCCGGGCCCGCCUGCCUCUGAAGCCGAGUAUCUGGGACGAGCCUGAGGACCUUCUCGCAGGGCCCUCCUCAGACCUGCGGGCAGAAGGGACUGUGAUCUCGGGCCCCAAGGGUCCAAGUGCUCAGAGAAUCAGUCCCCGAAGGAGAAACAGGAACACUGACCAGAGCGGCCGCCACCAGCCAUCCCUCAAGCACACCAAAGGUGGUACCCAAGAGGCUGUUGCAGGCAUCUCGGUAGUGCCGCGUGGGCCCCGAGGUGGGCGGCCCUUCCAGUGUGCCGACUGUGGGAUGGUCUUCACCUGGGUCACCCACUUCAUCGAGCACCAGAAGACCCAUCGCGAGGAAGGGCCCUUUCCGUGCCCCGAGUGUGGCAAGGUCUUCCUGCACAGCUCCGUCCUCACUGAGCAUGGCAAGAUCCACCUGCUGGAGCCACCGAGGAAGAAAGCCCCCCGGAGCAAGGGCCCCCGGGAGUCCGUCCCACCCAGGGAUGGAGCCCAGGGCCCAGUGGCCCCUCGCAGCCCCAAGAGACCCUUCCAGUGUAGCGUCUGCGGGAAGGCCUUCCCCUGGAUGGUCCACCUCAUUGACCACCAGAAGCUCCACACGGCCCACGGCCACAUGUGAAUGGCCAGCCUCGGGCCUCGGCCACCUGGCCCUGAGUCCCUGGGGGGAGCUGAUGGGCCCCAGAAGAUGGGGGACAUCCCCCAGCCCCACCAACCCCUGGCCACCUUGGGACUCCUCUUGAAGGACACAAGCUGUUUCUCGGAAGACCCUGGACACCUGCUCCGAAGCCGAGCACGGGAUGGGGCUUCCCAGGGUCUCAGCUGAGAAGCAGCAGUUCCACAGCACAGCCUGGUCAGUCCUGCGCACUAUUGUUUUGCAAGUGGCUUGAAGAGGAGUUUCAUUCGCGUCUCAUCUUUCAGAAGCCUUGUCCAGGUCUCCCUGUGAGCACCUGACUCAGCGGCAGGUUCUGCCGCUGGGUUUUCAUUUCACUGUGGAUAUCCCUGAGGCCAUGAGGGUGGGAGCCGGCCUGGGCAGCUCCAACUCCAGAGAAGGGUACAGCUGACCCCGGCUGCCCUCCUGCCAGCUUAGCCCCCUUGGAACCUAACAGAUAAACAGGGUUUUGUUUUUUUCCUUUUUUGGGUAAAGUACAUGCAACAUAAAAUUUACCAUUUCAGUCAUUAAAAAUGAACAGUUCAGUGGCAUUAAGCACAUUCACAACACUGUGCAACUACCAGCACUCUCUAGCUCCAAAGACGUUUUCGUCUUGCCCAGAAAGAGAGCCCACAGUCCUCAGCACGCCUUCGCCGUUCCUGCCCGCCCUGACAACCAGAAUCUGCUUCCUGUCUCUGAGGAUUUCAGGCGCAGUCUUUAGGCCUGACCAAAACUGACCUGCCUAUAUUUUGUUUGACUUACAGAAGGAUUUUUUUUUAGAUAGAUGCCAACAUUUGUUUAAACCAUAAAAAUCUGGCUUUCUGGUCUGCCAGGAAGAACCAGAUGGUCUCCAAAGAGUGGGCCCGCCUCUCCUGCUAGGCUGGAGCAGAGUGUGGGCAGGCGGUGACGUCACAGCGGGGAGCCAGCCUCGGACUCGGCUUCUCACCCGUCCCCAACUCAUUGUUGUCGGACACUCGUCCCCUUUCAAGCAAAAGCCUUACAAGUUUUUGCCUUUUUCUUUUUCUCCUCCCAACUUCAUUUGGAAACACAGUGUUGGGCUGACUGUGAAUCCGCACAGGCAGAGACAUUUUUCCAAGACGCCUUCUAAAUCAAAAGCCUUUGGACUUACCCACGCCAC